AUGGUCCAUCUGAGACAGAGUUAUGGGAGCUGGCAACACGGCUUGCGGGGGAUGCAAACGGGACGCAGGCGGAGGAUGAAGCUCGAGGGAGUUGCUUGUCUUGGUUCCGAAAAUGCCGUCUCACGAGACCAAGAAAGUAGAAUUCCUCUUUCAGUGAUCCCUAUGCAGACAGCUAUAUUUGCCGACAGCUAUUACGAUCUACUGGUACAGUAA
This is a messenger RNA of Chondrus crispus (carragheen), 213 nucleotides long. RefSeq lists its product as hypothetical. The transcript is spliced from 3 exons. Bases 1 to 213 code for a protein of 70 amino acids. Lineage: Eukaryota; Rhodophyta; Florideophyceae; Gigartinales; Gigartinaceae. The record is from RefSeq and is a predicted model, not a curated record.